AUGGCGACAAAACAUUAUUUCCCCGACACAGCUGCGAAUACGCUCGUCCCAAGAGCUCUGCGCGCUCUUGUAUCGGCAAACCCUCAUCUCACUCUCAGUGAGGCAGAACGUGUCGUUGCAAACUCUCACAAUGAUCGGUCGACCGUAAGCAUCAUCGGCGGUGGCGGCUCAGGUCACGAGCCGGCAUGGAGCGGGUUCGUCGGCGAAGGUCUCCUCUCAGCAGUCGCAUGCGGCGACAUCUUCGCCUCGCCGAGUACAAAACAAGUUCUUGAGGCGAUGAGGCUGGCGCCUUCUGAUGCGGGGACUAUCCUUCUCAUCACCAACUACACUGGUGAUAGGCUUCACUUUGGACUCGCUGCGGAGAGGGCAAAAGCCUCUGGUUUGUCCGACAAAGUUGUUGUUCUCCCUGCUACGGACGAUGUUUCCAUUGGCAGGAGCAAGACUAUGAAGAUCCUCGGUGCGGCAGCGGCUGAGAAGUAUUCUUUUGAACAGUGUGUAGAGAUCGGCAAGGCCGUCAACGACCAGACUGUCUCGAUAGGCUCAGCUCUAGAUCACUGCCAUGUUCCAGGACGUCAAUAUCACUCUGUUGCAGAAGAUGUCUGCGUUGUUGGUGCUGGCAUCCACAAUGAGCCAGGCCAACAGCUCAUUACCCCUUUUCCAUCAGUAAACGAUCUCGUGGACAGGAUGCUGAAGCUCUUAUGCGACCCUAAUGAUACGGAAAGAGCCUUCGUGUCGUUUGAGAACGGAGAUGAAGUCACUCUUCUCAUCAACAACUACGGCGGACUCUCAAUUUUGGAGCUUGGCGCACUCACGGAUGAAGUACAGACUCAGCUGGCGUCGACCUGGUCAAUUACCCCCAUACGAACACAAGUUGGUACCUUUGAAACGUCUCUCAACGCGCCUGGGUUUUCCAUUUCACUCUGCAACAUUUCGGCUGCAGCACGGCAGUGCAAGUCAGCAGUUACCGAGCUGCUCCAGCUUCUCGAUCGUCCCACGAGUGCAGUUUACUGGCCGAAUACGGUUCGACCAGUAACAGGCGACGAGAAGACGAAUAGUCUGACGACAGAUAAAGCUAGUACUACAAACGGUCACGAACAGAAGUCAGAUCUCGUCAAAGUCGAUCCAAAGCUGUUGGAAAAAGUCAUCAGAUCAGCUUGCGAACGGGCGAUCGCCGCCGAGCCGAACUUGACCAAAUGGGACAUGGUGAUGGGCGACGGCGAUUGUGGUGAAGCGGUCAAGGGCCUGUGCGAGUCACUGCUGCGCAAUCUUGACAACGGUUCAGCGGCUAGCGGUUCCGUCUUCGCCUUUUUGGAAUCGACGAUCGAAGCUGUCGACGAUAUGGGGGGAACUCUCGGGGCCAUUCUUGGAAUCCUUCUUUCCGCCUUCUCCUCGUCACUUCGAUCCGAAGCGCAAGCUAACUCCGCAUCCACGACAUCAUUCUCACCGAUGUUGUAUGCCUCGUCUCUAGCUUCAGCGGUGGAGUCUCUCAAGUCUCAUACUCCGGCACGGGAAGGUGACCGGACCGUUAUGGAUGUGCUGCUUCCGUUCUCGGAAGCCUUUGUCAAGUCAGGAGACUUUGGUGCUGCUGUCAAGGUCGCUGCUGAGAAGGCCGAGGCCACCCGGUAUUUGAAGGCAAGAUUUGGCAGGGCGACGUAUGUCGGAGACGCGGCGGGACAAGACCUGCCCGACCCUGGCGCUUGGGCGUUGUAUGAGUUCCUGUUUGGAAUGACAGAAGCUUAG
This is a messenger RNA of Colletotrichum tamarilloi, 1740 nucleotides long. RefSeq lists its product as uncharacterized. NCBI's taxonomy places the organism in Eukaryota, Fungi, Ascomycota, Sordariomycetes, Glomerellales, Glomerellaceae. Gene Ontology annotation, cellular component: cytosol. The coding region runs from base 1 to 1740 and encodes 579 amino acids. The transcript has 2 exons. The record is from RefSeq and is a predicted model, not a curated record. Gene Ontology annotation, molecular function: glycerone kinase activity. Gene Ontology annotation, biological process: glycerol catabolic process.